Molecule: messenger RNA, 423 nt
Organism: Necator americanus (New World hookworm)
Lineage: Eukaryota; Metazoa; Nematoda; Chromadorea; Rhabditida; Ancylostomatidae
Exons: 5
Coding region: 1-423 (140 amino acids)
Source: RefSeq, a predicted model, not a curated record
AUGCAGUUCAGUGGUCAGCAAGUAUUUGCAUGGAUUAUCCUGUUAUUAGCUUUCGAAGUGGUUACUGCUGGACUUCUUAUAUCAUCGAUAACUAUGGCAUGUAUUGUGGUUGUGGCUGGUCCAUUUUGUUGUCAAAAAUGUCGUAUGUCAACAACAUUCAUCGUACUUUUGACGGGAGUAUGUGUAGGAACUGCUUGUUUUGUUUAUUGGCAAGCGAAUCUGGAAGGACAAACAUUCACAUUGCAACAUACUCCAGUACAUGAUUUAUUUUCGUAUGAAUAUGGACAUGAAAGGAGUAUCUUGUCCUGGUCAUUUUAUAUGGCUGUUACUAGCGCUGGUCUUUUUGGUCUUUCUGCUAUUUUGUUAUGCAUCUCUUCUCGUAUUGGAGACGAGUUUAAUGGCGACAUGAUAGCAACAGUAUGA